UAGAUCUCGCGCAUACUCGAACCGUUCUCUUUUCACUGUGGUCGCCAUCUUGGAGAAGAAAGAUGUUGAUCCCCAAGAAAAACCGAAUAGCUAUAUACGAGUACCUCUUCAAGGAGGGGAUCAUGGUGGCCAAAAAGGAUUUUAAUCUCGCCAAGCAUCCUGAAAUUGAGGGAGUUCCAAACUUGGAGGUCAUCAAAGCUGCUCAGUCCCUAAAAUCUCGUGGAUAUGUCCAAGAGAAGUUUUCUUGGCAGUGGUACUACUGGUACCUCACCAAUGAUGGAAUCACAUACAUCAGAGAAUUCCUUCACCUUCCUCCUGAGAUUGUACCAGCUACUCUUCGCCGACAAGCCAGGACUGAAACAGCUAGGCCACGACCUAAAGGUCCAGACCAACCCCGCGGCCCUCCUUCUGGUGACUCUGCCGACCGUGAGGCUUACAGGCGUGGUCCUGCCCCUGGUAUGGAACCUAAAGGAGGUGCUGGCUCAGACUUCAAGCCUGAAUUUAGGGCUGGUUAUGGUCGUGGCCGUGGUGGAUUUACAGGUUCAACUCAGCAGUGAACAAUUUAACCAAGAUCAUUGUUAAUAAUACAAAAAAAUAAACAUCCUUCAAGUACAA
Messenger RNA from Pocillopora verrucosa, 615 nucleotides. Its product is annotated as small ribosomal subunit protein eS10. NCBI's taxonomy places the organism in Eukaryota, Metazoa, Cnidaria, Anthozoa, Scleractinia, Pocilloporidae. The record is from RefSeq and is a predicted model, not a curated record. Gene Ontology annotation, molecular function: structural constituent of ribosome; RNA binding. Gene Ontology annotation, cellular component: cytosolic small ribosomal subunit.